AUGUUGGGAGGACUUAAACUAAAAGUGACAUUUACACACGAAAAAACAUGUUUUGCUUAUAUCAGUCCAAAGUACAUCACAAAUAACGAACAGAACCAAUGUGUCCAGGUUUUAUCAAAAGACAAACCAAUCCUCCUGUGGGUAGUCUUCAACAAUUUUAUCCCAGAAGGUCACAUAGCCUGCAAUCAUAUAUAUAGCAGAAUGUUAGGUUUGGUGGAAGGAACGGAUGUGUUUGUGUCACCAUGUAUGGACAUUAAAAUACUGGAUGAACUGUAUGUGGACACAGACAGUCCUGACGAUCAGGAAAUCCUGGAACACAAUGUUGAACUACUGCAAUUAAAAAUACUAGAUCAACUGCGGCUUGUUGUAGCCAAUCAAAAGACUGUAGUGUGGAUAUCAGCAUCUAUGCCAAUAGUAUUCACACCGAAGCAAACUGGUAUAUUAGUGAACAGCAGUAAGAUUAUAGUGAAAAUAGAUGCAUUUAAUAGUCUACAUAGCUUUCCCACCAUUCCUGUAAACACAUCAAAGGAAAUGGAAAAGUUUAAAAACAUUGGUGCUAUAAACAAAGCCAUGAUUGGUCCGUAUUUAAAUAUACCAAAGAGGAUGGUGCUAAGAGGUUUACCUAUUGAUAGUGAUGGCAAAAGAAACUUAAUACAUCCAUAUAUAGUUUUUAUUCAUGAAGAUUUUAUUGAUGACAAAUAUAAGGACUUGACCGUAAUUCUGUCUACAAUGACGAAUAUACCCUCUAUAUUACAGGAAAGUGAUGACAAUACCGUUAAUAGUAAUAGACCUAUAAAUGAUUUGUGCGUAGAAAUAGUUCCCAUUGACAGUGUGAUCUACAGAAGUCUCUGUCGGGAGGUGUACAAUGAAAAUAUACCGACAGUACUUAUCCCAAAAUCUUUAAACACUAUUAUCAAUAUAGAAAAUGGAAUGAAAUUAAUUUUUACAAUAGUUAGAGAUAGAAUCGAACAACCGGACCACAUUGAUGUUGUUACAUACUCAGACAAACCACAGUCUGAAAUGGAUGUGAUAGAACAAUUCAAAAAUUGUGUUAUCAAGAGCACCCAUUCUGGUAAAAAGUUUCUUAUAAACAAUGCAAUGAUCAAGCAGAAUGCUGAAAUAAGUAGUGGUUACUUACAGUUUAAAUUGAAACCUGAAAAAUUGAAGUUCACCAUGUUGAAUUCUGAGUCAUUCAGAAAUUGUACCAUAUCAGCUAAAUGUUUAACAGAUGCGGAUAUGACAGCACCAAAGUUGGUGGUUUCUAAGUUAGAAUAUGAUUACAAAAAUUAUUGUAGAACAAUGAAAUCUAUGGAGGCGUUGAUUGAGGACAUUUUGGUGAAUGUCUAUUUUGAAAUACAUAGAGAAGCGAAUUUUAAAGGUGCCUCAGAAAUUAAGAGUAAUGUUUUAGUCACUGGAUUAAGUGGCUCAGGAAAAUCCUCACUCUGCCACAUUAUACAAAAGGAGCUGACCGUCUGGUCGCAUAUUCUCCACUGUCGGUCUCUGAAGGGUCGUAAGGAUAUUCCUGACGUGCUCGGCAAGGCAAUACUGAUGUGCCAGGAGCACAGUCCUGCUGUACUUAUCUGUGAUGAUAUCGAUUCGUUGGUACCUCCGAAUAUGGAAGGAGCCUCGCCCCAGGAUAUAGCAUAUUAUCAGAGGUUAGCGGUAGUGAUCAAACAUUUGUUACAAACAUGUUCGGGUGUGUGCGUGUUGAUGACAUCACUCAGUAUGAAGGCACUUCACCCCACACUGAGGCAGUUCAGUGGGAAGCCAAUGUUCACAGCUCAUUUUGAUAUAUUAGAAAUUGAAAAGGAAGAUAGAAUAGAGCUUUUCAAGCAUUUUCUUAACGAUAAAUUGCGACAAGAGUUUUUAAUAGAAGACGAUGACGUCAUCAAGUUGGCCAUUGACACCGCUGGCUGCUCCGUCAGAGACAUCACUGACUAUCUCAAUAAGAAGAUAUUCAAAGCUGUUAAGAAAAAACGAAGCCACCCAGACGACCCGAAGCCUCGUCUAAUAGAAGACGUGACGAAAGACAAAGAGAAAGCCAACGAGUUCGACAUAUGGGGCCCAGUGGGGGGAUUGGAACAAGUUAAACAAGAACUAACCGAGUGCAUAUUCUGGCCUAUCAUGUACCCAGCGCUGUUCCCGUCGCAGUCCUGCGGGAUCCUCCUGUACGGCCCGCCGGGUACGGGCAAGUCCCAUAUUGGUUCAUGUCUGGCUCGUCUCACCAACAUGAACAUGAUCACUGUGAAGGGACCCGAGCUGCUCUCCAAGUACAUAGGACAGAGUGAGAAAGCAGUUCGGGAUGUAUUUGACAAGGCGGAUAUGAAGCGGCCAUGCAUACUGUUUUUUGAUGAGUUCGACAGUCUCGCGCCCAAACGCGGGCACGACUCCACGGGCGUCACGGACCGCGUGGUGAACCAGCUGCUGGCGCGGCUGGACGGGGCCGAGGGCGGCGCGCGCGGGCCCGUGCUGGCCGCCACGUCGCGCCCCGACCUCGUGGACCCCGCUCUGCUUCGCGCCGGACGACUGCAGAGGCAUAUUUACUGCCAACUGCCCGAUCAGAAUGACCGCUACGAAGUUCUGCGUACAUUAGCCAAGAAUGUAACCCUGGAUGAUGAAGUAGAUCUUCAGGAGAUUGCUGUAGCGACCGAGGGUUACUCCCCAGCGGAUCUGAAGUCCAUCCUUGUCACCGCACAGUUGGCUAGAUUAGAAAAACAACUCAUAGCGAACGAAGACAAGUCAGACAUGGAGUCAGUGGUGGUAUACCGGGAGGACAUCGAAAGUGCUUUGGAGGAGACUAAACCGUCGCUAUCCAAGGAACAGAGGCUAUUCUAUGAUAUGAUAUACAGAAGGUUCAGAGGCGAGAGUCUCACCCCAGAACAGAAACUUAUAUCAACAUUGCAGCAGAAACAAAGAGUUACACUUGCUUAA
Arctia plantaginis is the source of this 2931-nucleotide messenger RNA. Lineage: Eukaryota; Metazoa; Arthropoda; Insecta; Lepidoptera; Erebidae. The record is from the annotation of a GenBank genome assembly.